This is a messenger RNA of Leptonychotes weddellii (Weddell seal), 473 nucleotides long. NCBI's taxonomy places the organism in Eukaryota, Metazoa, Chordata, Mammalia, Carnivora, Phocidae. The record is from RefSeq and is a predicted model, not a curated record.
GCCUCUUCCUGGUUAGACUGGGCAGCCUGGCUUGGUGGGGACUUGGGACGGUGCUUUUGGGGGGGGGGUGGCUUGGCUGCCACUAACCCCCUUGCUUCUCUCGGGACCCAGGACGAAGCAGCGGGCAUGGCUUCCCAGUUGAGCAGGAUCAUGCGACCGGAUGAUGCCAAUGUGGCUGGCAACGUCCACGGUGGGACCAUCCUGAAGAUGAUCGAGGAGGCAGGGGCCAUCAUCAGCACCCGACACUGUAACAGCCAGAAUGGGGAGCGCUGUGUGGCCGCCCUGGCCCGCGUCGAGCGCACCGACUUCCUGUCGCCCAUGUGCAUUGGUGAGGUGGCGCACGUCAGUGCGGAGAUCACCUACACCUCCAAGCAUUCCGUGGAGGUCCAGGUCAAUGUGAUGUCCGAAAACAUCCUCACAGGCUCUGCAGGGGAGUGUGGCGCAGCUGCUUUUUAUAACCGGCUGCUGACGGG